Molecule: messenger RNA, 648 nt
Organism: Metarhizium album ARSEF 1941
Lineage: Eukaryota; Fungi; Ascomycota; Sordariomycetes; Hypocreales; Clavicipitaceae
Product: iron sulfur cluster assembly protein 1
Exons: 3
Coding region: 1-648 (215 amino acids)
Biological process (GO): intracellular iron ion homeostasis; iron-sulfur cluster assembly
Cellular component (GO): cytoplasm; mitochondrial matrix
Molecular function (GO): ferrous iron binding; 2 iron, 2 sulfur cluster binding
Source: RefSeq, a predicted model, not a curated record
AUGUUUUCAUUAAGAGCGCCCUUGCGUGCAGUCCGGGCCAUGCCCUCGCCCAUCGCCGCCGCCGCGCUAACUCCUCAGCUGCCCGCCCGCCGAUUCUACCACGAUAAAGAUGAGUGGCCGUCCCCGAAUGCGGCAUCGCCCCAAACCGCCCAUGUUUUCAUCGCGGACUCCCACGUUCCCACUCUCGCGUACACUCGGCUAACAUGCUCGCCUUCACUGCUCGACCACUACAGCCGCCCCCGAAAUCCAGGCUCCAUGGACAAGAAGGAUCCCGCUGUCGGCACUGGACUCGUCGGCGCCCCAGCAUGCGGCGACGUCAUGAAGCUGCAGAUCCGAGUUGACGAGGCCACGGGUACCAUCACCGACGCCAAGUUCAAGACGUUUGGAUGCGGUUCCGCAAUCGCAAGCUCGAGCUAUCUGACCGAGUUGGUCAAGGGGAUGCGACUGGAGGAUGCAUCAAAGAUUCGCAACGUCGACAUAUCAAAGGAGCUGUGCCUGCCACCUGUCAAGCUCCACUGCUCCAUGCUUGCAGAAGACGCCAUCAAGGCUGCCAUCGCCGACUAUCACGGCAAGAACCCCAAGGCCAAGAUUACUGAUCUCGCCGGCACCGCCAAGACGAUCCGAGAAACCAUGCAGCAAGCUGCGUAA